AUGAAUUCAGUUCCGGCAGGAAUCGCCACAAAGACAAGAAAUCGCCGGUCCCUUGAAUCAGCUAUCCCCAAGACUGAAACCUCUAUACUGUCAUCCAAAAGAUCAUCUAAAAGUACUUUUAAUUUAACUUUUGGUGUUAAGUCAGUAACGAACACAUUGCCAAAUACCACUGCCCCCGUUAAAAGCCCCGAAAGAAGACGUAGUUCUGAAUCUGGUACGAAGCCGAGCUUCAUACCCGUGUCUAAAAGAACUCCAGAUAAAAGCAAUCGAGCAUCUACUUCACCUAUUAAGCAAAGUCACACGAAGGAACCAUUAACGAAAAUCGAUAUUGGCCAGACAAAACCGAGAAACGAACGACUGAGAAAUAGAUCGACCCGUAAAAGUCCUGAAAAAACCAAGAGUGAUUCUGAAGCAUGUCGUAAGGAAAAACUACAUCGAGCUCAAAAGAAUUAUGAUAGUUGUAACGAAAAAACACAUAAUUCGAAAAAAAGACUGACUAGUUUAGAUAAAUCUUCGAGUGAGACGAGUGAUGCUAAAAGUACGUCUCAUAAAGUUAUCUUAAACAAUAAUUCGCCUACGAACCGUAAAGUAAGUAGUUGUAAAAAAGUUUUAGACAAAUCUACAGAAGCUGGAACUAUGUCAACACUCCAUGAAACUUUAAGGCCACAUACACGUUCUAGGUUAUCCCAAGAUAUGGAUAGAGUAGCCGCAAUCACGAAACAAACAUUAGAUAGGGUUAACAAAUUGUCGAAUAAUUUAAACAGCAACAAAUCAAACGCAGAUUCACACGAUUUACAAAACUCUCAUCGCCCAUUUAUCUCAGAAGAACAACGAAGUAAUAAUAAUAAUCAUACCUAUAAUUUUGGUCUUCUUCAAGAUAGGUCAUUCCCAAAUAGAGAUGUAACCGAAAGAUUACAAGAUAUAGAUGCAGCAGCUCAGAGACUAAUCGACUUUGAAAAGCAAAGAGCAAUACUUUCUGAUCUCAAUAACGAUUCAUCUAGUCAAAAUCGCCGUCUAGAUAAUUCAUCAAUAUCUCAUCAUACACCUGUAUCUAUAUUAAAGAGGAAGUCUAUUCACGAAGAUACAACUACUACAAGUACCCCUAAUAAUUCUGUUGCUUCGCCGCCUGUCACUUUCUCACCUAACGUCGUAGAGCCACGUAGUUGUCGAUCUGAAAGUAGACAACGACAAGGAAUUCUUAAAAAACGUCGAAGUUUAGAUGAGUCCCAAGUCGCAAGACGUAGAUCUUGUAGCCCAGAGGUAUCGUUUGCCGAUGACGGCUCAUCAGAUACAUGUAAGCCAAUAUUGAAAAAUAGACGAUCCUCUCUGGAAGAUGUCGUCCGAACUCGUUCCCCAGACGGACAAAUUCAUGGUAUUUUAAAGCGAAAAAUGAGCAGAGAAGACGACAACAUAAUUGAUGACGUUUCUCAGAGUUCUCCAGAGCCACAUGGAAUUUUAAAACGAAAAUCCAAUUCAAGUUCCAGUAGUAGUACUACUUCAUCUCACGUGUCGAUCGCUCAAGCCGUGCUGCUGGCAGCUGCGGGUGGCGCAGAGAUUAUAGAACGUGAGGAUGACAAGGAGACUGUGAGGCCGAUUCUUAAGAAAAAGAGUUUUUCCGAAGAGAGACCUUGCCUUGAUAUUAUGCCAUUAGAUACACCGAAACCGAUAUUAAAAAAGAAAUCCAUAGAACACGACGAUCACGACUUUGAGCGUCCAAAGAAGCCAAUUUUGAAGUCAUAUAAACGGCUUUCUGGUGAUGAAGGGCACGCUUCUAGUUUCGAUUUGAGCGAAGACGACAGAAGCUCCCGCAGGUCCUCGUUGCUUAGAUCACGAACAUCGGAUCAAUCAGGUUCAGAAUGUGAAGCGACAGUUAAGCCAAUAUUAAAGCAGAGAGGUUCAAGUCUCACUAGGGAACGCAGCCAAUCCCCGCGCCCACGGCUGUCGUUUUGCGCUGACACAGAUGCUAGCACUAGUGCGACUAAUUUCAGUUGCGAACCGAACGACUCACUAGCGGCUGGACCGCGGCGAGUCUUGAAUCAUUCGUCAUCCCCAGAUGAAAGUUAUCCUAGUGCGGUUAUACGCCGGCGAAAUUUACGACCCAAAGCGAAUCCGCGAUCAAUGAGUCUCGUAUGUGACGUCAACGAAGAGUUAUUGUCUAUUCUUAACAAUCGCAGACGCCAAGUUGAUACGAACUUAGAAAACGGUCCCGACUGGGAUCGAAACGAAACUUCAAACGAAAAUAGACCGAAACAGUUCCCAUCGAUUGCAUCGAGAAUUAAAGAUAUGGAGCAGGCUCUCACAAAAGAUAAUUUUCUUAGAGAUCCUACGAAGCCGAAGAGUAGGGACAGCGAUCGUUACAAGACACAACCUGUCACUAUUGACGAGCUGCGAUCAAUAACAUCCAAUUUGGAGCCGGGCCAACAGAGUUUCCAAGCGUUCGGCACCGCUGCCUGUAGUUUUCCGACCAGUUCCGUCGAGUCCGGUGCUCCAUCCUCGUCCAGGGAUCCCUAUGUGGAAGAACCCGAGCGUGAUCCUUUUAAGGACUUAAAAUCGCCCCCCCUUAACUCCUGUUCCACAGCCAACUUUCCAGUUCUCAACGGCCCUGAGAUAGCCAGUCCCAAAAACGAUAGCUAUGGAGAGGCGUUGUUAUUAGAUUUCGAGAAAGUUUCUGAGGAUGUUGAAGGCCACCAAACGUUGGAUGAAAUAGAGCAAGAGGUGAACAAGGUCCGCGUAGCGUUGGAUGAAGAUAGCCGGGCUUUGGAAGAAGACGAGAGGAACCAGGGUGACGCCGACAACUGGAGUCUCAACGUUUCUUGUGAUAGUGGAGUGUAUAAUCGCGCUUCAUCUCGAGACUCAGGCCCUCAUUCUGGUGAGGAAUUGGGGCUGAUAGAGAGUCAAGAAAUAAACGAAAACCAGGAAGUUAACAGUAGCCAAGAUUGGUCAUCGUCAUCCAUAGAGCAAGGCCUUAUUAACAUGAACCGUGAGAGAAAAUCCACAGAGAAUGAGGCUCUACGCGGUCUCGAAAGCAGAAGUGAUGAUGAAAGCGAGCCUUCUGGGUUUGCUCUGGGACUGGUCAAGAGUAACAGUGUUGUCGCUCGAGCAAGUAUGUGGCAACAAUUGCAACAGAAGGCCAAAGGAACGCCGAAACCACUGCUCCGCCACAGUCGGUCGAAGAUCAAUGACGGUACAUCUGUUAUAGAACGCUUCAGAACCCAGAGUAUCGACUUGCAAUCGCCUCCUUCCCCUCCAAAAGACACGCAGGAAAGCUUCUCUCUCACUCAGUCUAAAAGCACCGCCAACGUGCUAGACAGAGACGAAGAUGCUAAGUUAGACGACGAUGAUCCAGCCAAAAUGUCACUUAUGGAGAAAAUGAAGAUGUUUAACUCGAAAUUAACACACAAACCACCACUGGCUGGUCUUAAACCCAGAGAGGAAAGAGUUCCCAGAGCAUCCAGGCUCCGAACGAUGCCUGUUUUGGCCAGCCAAGUCCAAGAAGCUAUGGAGCAGAAUGAGAGACUGACAAAAUCUCUCACUCACGAAGACGUCCCUCGUAAUUCAGAUUUUCAACUUAAGAUGGAGUUGUUCCGUUCGGCGAGCGCUAAAAACACGUCGUUAGAGUAUCUCAAGCAAAACGCGAAGUUUCGAAGUUUAGACCUAGACGACGAUUCGCCGUCUGAGCGUGCGCAACGUAUGAUAACACCAGAAGUGAGAGGAAUUUUGAAGUCCGGCUCUACCGUUGUCCCCAAGCCAAAAGUUCUCGCUAAGGGAGAAAGCUCUGAGGGUCUAAAAGACGAAGGUAUAGACAGCUCAGAUGACGAAUCAUCCGCAUCCUCGGUAUCAUCAUCGGAAAAAAGCUGUUCAUCAUCAGAUACCUCCGAGGAACUACCUGAACCGAAACGUCGCUUCCAGAGGAAAAACAAGCUCAGAUCUUCAAGAACCGAAUCCGAUUUAACGAACUACCAAGACCCUAGAAAAGUUCAGUUACCAGGAGCCAAUGAGUUACAGGAGCGUUUGACUCAGGCUAAGAAUGCCAACGUGAAGGUUCCCUUACUCGGAAAAUUGGGAAGGAAACCCUCAGAAACGAAAACUGAUGAAACCUAUAAGAGGUUUGUGAAGAAGCUGGAUGAGCCGAUACAGUUGGGAAAAUUGAGGAGGCCAGUGGAAAAGACGGCGAUGGAGGGAAAGCCGCCGGUCUUACAAAUCACAGCCCUAAAUCAAACGGCGAAGAAUAAGUUCUUUGGCAUCGAUGACAAAGAGAGAAACGUUGAUGAAUUAGCCGCUAGAGUUAGGAAAUAUAUCGCGCCGGUGAGCAAAUCGGUGUCCGUACACGCCAUGGAAGGCGCGUCCGGAAGUGAUGGUGAGAGCAGUGGUGGACGGGAAGUGAGGCAGAUUAACACCCGAUCACGGCACAGUUCGCAAGUCAAGGGCGUAGAGACUCCCCGGGGAAUGGGGGCCUCUAAUGGGGAAGGCAGUGUAGACCUGAAGAGUAUUUCAGCAGGUUUUGCAGAGGUAUCUUUGUAA
This is a messenger RNA of Pieris macdunnoughi, 4521 nucleotides long. Lineage: Eukaryota; Metazoa; Arthropoda; Insecta; Lepidoptera; Pieridae. The record is from the annotation of a GenBank genome assembly.